GCUUCAACUGAGCACAAAGCAUCACAACUGUUCUAUCCUCACCAAUUGAAGCAAUCAAUCCUCACAAAAUUAAAAUGGCAUCAUUUAUUCAAAAGAUUUCAAUUGCACUUAUUGUUUCCUUGGCAAUUUGCAGCGCUUCACCUGCAAGAUUGGGCAGAUUGAGAUCGAACAAAUCAAAGUUCUUGGCUAGACAAGAAGUUGCUGAAGAUAUCCCAGCCGCCCAAACUCCAUAUCCUCCAGCCGGUAUUCAACCAGAGGUCAAAUUUGCUCUUCCAACUGAAGAAGAACUAAAUGCUGAACCAGAAAAGACAUACCUUCCCCCAGCUGGGGAACCAGCUAAGACCUAUGGGCCUCCCGAAACUAGUGUGAAGGAUGAUGUUGAACAAUUCGCCAACGAUGAGCCUCAACCAGAAGAGACCAAAUCUGUGGAACCUAAACUAGAGAAACCUGAUGUCGAGGAAGAAUCAUCCGAACAGCCUGAAGAAUCUGACGAAGAAGAACCAGAAACUCAAGAUAAUUCCGUUGUUGAGCCAGCUGGAAUAGAAGCAGAAGAAAUUGAAGCUGAAGCUGUUAAAGAAGAAGAGGAAAUUAAAAGCAAUCUUCCAGCUCGUCUCGUUCGAGCUAGAAGCAAUAGACAAAAGUCAGCAAAAUUGCAAAUUGCAACCCCUCAACAAAUUGCCCGACCAAUUUAUUACUUCAACUACAACGGUCAACUUUAUAGGAUUUUAAACUAGUUUAAUUUAUUUGUUUCUAUUAUUUAUUAAAUAAAAUAUAUUAAACAUCACAGAACAAAAAUAU
Messenger RNA from Eupeodes corollae, 798 nucleotides. RefSeq names its product phosphatidylglycerol--prolipoprotein diacylglyceryl transferase-like. The transcript has a single exon. The coding region runs from base 75 to 734 and encodes 219 amino acids. NCBI's taxonomy places the organism in Eukaryota, Metazoa, Arthropoda, Insecta, Diptera, Syrphidae. The record is from RefSeq and is a predicted model, not a curated record.